AUGGUCUUCGCCGCCACUCUCCUCGUCCAGGCUCUCCUCGCCACCGCCGCACUCGCAGCUCCCCGCAAUGCCAACAGCGGUCUCGCUCGUCGUAUCGCUGAGCGUCGCUCUGGAACUCGUCAGUCCACGCCUAUGGUGGCUUCCGAAGGCCCUGCUGCUCUCGCUGCCGCCAGCUCGAACGUCACCCACCCCCAGUUCAGCUCUAACUGGGCCGGCGCCGUUUUGGUUGAGGGUGCUAACACCUUCAAGGGUGUGACCGGAACCUUCGUCGUCCCCACUCCUCGUGUUCCCUCCGGUGGAGGCUCUGGCACUUUUGCCGCCUCUGCCUGGGUCGGUAUCGACGGUGAUACUUGCGGAACUGCUAUCUUGCAGACUGGUCUCGACUUCACCGUUUCUGGUGGUCGUGUCUCCUACGAUGCGUGGUUCGAGUAUUUCCCCGCCUUUGCCACCGACUUCACUGGCAUCACCAUCGAGGCUGGCGACACUGUCACCGUCACCGUCGCCGCUUCUUCCACCACCUCCGGUACCGCGACCAUCACCAACGUCAGCCGUGGCCAGACCGUCUCCAAGGCUCUCACUUCAUCCGCUCACCUCUGCCAGGAGAACGCGGAGUGGAUCGUCGAGGAUUUCGAGGAGGGUUCCUCCUUGGUCCCCUUCGCUGACUUCGGCACCGUCACUUUCACCAACGCGCACGCGACCACGUCUUCGGGGACGACUACCCCCGCCGGAGCGACCAUCAUUGAUCUCGAGCAGAACGGAGAGGUAUUGACGAGCGCUUCGGCGGGCUCUUCGUCGGUCACGGUCACCUACACUGCUUAA
Molecule: messenger RNA, 819 nt
Organism: Stereum hirsutum FP-91666 SS1
Lineage: Eukaryota; Fungi; Basidiomycota; Agaricomycetes; Russulales; Stereaceae
Exons: 3
Coding region: 1-819 (272 amino acids)
Biological process (GO): proteolysis
Molecular function (GO): glutamic-type endopeptidase activity
Source: RefSeq, a predicted model, not a curated record